Molecule: messenger RNA, 444 nt
Organism: Drosophila elegans
Lineage: Eukaryota; Metazoa; Arthropoda; Insecta; Diptera; Drosophilidae
Exons: 2
Coding region: 8-406 (132 amino acids)
Biological process (GO): spermatogenesis; sperm DNA condensation
Source: RefSeq, a predicted model, not a curated record
AUUGAAUAUGUCCUUUAGCAAGUCAGAAGAAGUGGACGGAAGCCAUAACAUGAGUGACAGAUCGUUGGUAAAGAAUGGAUUUUUUAAUUAUUUGCGCGACUUCUGUCAACGCAAUAGUGCCCUGAGCUGGCCGGAAAUCGCAAGGGAGGGGGCCCGGUCCUGGAAACACCUGAGCGAGGAGGAAAAGAGUCGCUACCAAAUCAUGUCCAGCACUGACACGGACAUCGUUGCCUUGCAAAUGAACAAUAAAAUGUGCAACCAUCCAAUGGGCAGAAUGGGCGGCGGCAUGAUAAAUAAAAUUCGGCCCAAUAAAAUUCAAAAGCUCAUUUUCUCCUUGGAUGAAGACGACUUUGUGAUGGAAACGACACGGCCAAUCUGUUAUCUUAAUAUUUCAAAUGACUUAUAAAUCCCAGAUUAUAGCUUGUGUUUUCUUUAACUCAACAA